This is a messenger RNA of Ricinus communis (castor bean), 1554 nucleotides long. Its product is annotated as protein NDL2. The record is from RefSeq and is a predicted model, not a curated record. Bases 229 to 1272 code for a protein of 347 amino acids. The transcript has 11 exons. Lineage: Eukaryota; Viridiplantae; Streptophyta; Magnoliopsida; Malpighiales; Euphorbiaceae.
AGCGUCGGUGACUCGCUUAAUUUUAAUUUCUUUUUCUCUUUAAAAGAUAAAUAAGAGAUUAUUAAUUUAUUUUUAUUUUUUAGAGAGAGAGAGAGAGAAAAUCUUUCCCAGAAAGCGAGAGAUUUUGAUAUAUAAGCCAUGGAAGAAGCCAACAGAAGCGCACCCUCUCCAAUUGAUAAUUAGAGAGACAAAAAAAAAAAAAAGGAGAGAAAAGAAAACAGAGAGAAAAUGGCAGAUUCAAGCGACUCUGUCUCCAUUGACAUGGAGACUCUCUCUCUUGCUGGAAAGGAGUUUCUUGUCAAGACUUGCCAUGGUUGCGUAUCUGUUUCUGUAUAUGGAGACCAGGACAAGCCGGCUCUCAUUACGUAUCCUGAUUUAGCUUUAAAUCAUAUGUCCUGUUUUCAAGGAUUGUUCUUUUGUCCAGAAGCAUGUUCUUUGUUACUCUACAAUUUUUGCAUAUACCACAUCAGUCCUCCUGGGCAUGAGUUAGGAGCUGCCACAGUUAGCCCUGAUGACAAUGUGCUUUCUGUUGAUGAUUUGGCUGACCAAAUUGCUGACAUUCUCAAUUAUUUUGGACUUGGUGCGGUAAUGUGUAUGGGAGUCACAGCUGGAGCUUACAUUCUUACACUAUUUGCUAUGAAAUAUAGGCAGCGUGUUCUUGGUCUAAUACUUAUUUCUCCCUUGUGCCAAGAACCCUCAUGGACAGAAUGGUUGUGUAAUAAGGUGAUCUCUAAUUUAUUGUACUACUAUGGCAUUUGUGGAGUGGUGAAAGAGUUUUUGCUGAAGCGGUAUUUCAGCAAGGAAGCUCGUGGUAGUGCUCAAGUACCAGAAUCAGAUAUAGUCCAGGCCUGCAGAAGAUUACUGGAUGAAAGGCAGAGUCUAAAUGUUUGGCGGUUUCUUGAAGCAUUGAACGGGAGACCAGACAUUAGUGAAGGGCUGAGAAAGCUGCAUUGCCGUUCCCUUAUAUUUGUUGGGGAGAACUCCCCAUUUCACUCUGAGGCUCUUCACAUGACAUCAAAACUAGAUAGAAGAUACAGUGCCUUAGUUGAGGUUCAAGCAUGUGGAUCCAUGGUGACAGAAGAGCAGCCUCAUGCCAUGUUAAUACCAAUGGAGUAUUUUCUCAUGGGAUACGGGAUGUACAGACCACCUAAGUUGAGUGUCAGUCCGAGAAGCCCCUUGAGUCCGCUGUGCAUUUCUCCUGAACUCUUAUCACCGGAAAGUAUGGGGUUGAAGUUAAAACCAAUAAGAACCCGAAUACCAGUGGAAGUGUGAAAAGGAUUUGCAUGUCUGGAAAGAACGCUUUUUGUAAUCUAUUUAUUGUAUUUUCUUUGAUGGAUUGGGAAUAUAAAACGUGAGGGGAUUGCUAGAAGAUUGUAGAUAGAGUAGAAAGAUGAAAAGUACAGGGGAGAAUAGUAGAAAGACAGCAGAGGUCGCCAUUCUUUCAUUUGUAAUCACAAGUGUUAGUUGAUGUCGAGGAGGAUUCAGAUACUUUUGUAAAGCCUUGUAAUAAUCAUAAGCAAAUGAUAAUAAUAGCAAGAGUGUACGUUGAACUUA